Molecule: messenger RNA, 900 nt
Organism: Brachypodium distachyon (stiff brome)
Lineage: Eukaryota; Viridiplantae; Streptophyta; Magnoliopsida; Poales; Poaceae
Exons: 1
Coding region: 113-676 (187 amino acids)
Source: RefSeq, a predicted model, not a curated record
GCAGCCUCGCAACCGAUCCCCCAUUCCCAGCCACCACACAAUCGGACACGCACCCCAGACACCAACCCACAUUCCCCUGCAGCCUUCCCGUCUACUAGCUCCGAUCCGCCGCAUGGGGAACUUCGCGUCGUGCACUCUGGCCAGGAUCCCCGGCGCGGCGAAGGGCGCCAGGGUCGUGCUCCCGGACGGCGGGGUGCGGCUCGUCAGGCCGCCGGCGACGGCCGCGGAGCUGAUGCUCGAGGCGCCCGGACACUUCCUGGCCGACGCCCGCGCGCUGCAAGCGGGGCGACGGAUCGCGGCGCUCGCGGCGGACGAGGACCUCGAGCUCGGCGCCGUCUACGCCGCGUUCCCCAUGAAGCGCCUCGGCUCGCAGGCCGUGCCCGCCGACGUGGCCCGCCUCGCGGCCGUCUUCGCCAGGGAGGCCGCGCGGAGGCCCGCGGCUUCGGCCAAGGUGUCGGCCAUCGUCAUCGUGGCGCAGCCCGAGGCUGACGUGGCCCAGGCCACGGAGGCCGUCAGGGCGCCGCGGCUGGAUGAGAUGGCCGUGGAGGACGAGGCGGCCGCCGCGGAGAUCGGGGAGCUCAAGCAGCGGAUCAGCGGCGGGCGCCUGUCCAGGCGGCGGCCCACGUUGGAGACCAUACACGAGGAGAGCUACGCGGCGGCGGUGGCAACAUGCUGAUGCUGCGAGUCGAUUAAUUAGCCACGGCCGGAGAAACAAAGGGAGAGAUGGCAAAGGCCUUCUCUCCGCCUCAUUUUUUCAUUCUUUUUUCUUGACCUUGUAUAAAAAAAUAUCGGUGCCUCUUUUUUCAUGUAUUUUUGAGCGAUCAAAGGGCAAUUAAUGGAACAAGAACAAAAUGGUGGACGAGUGAUUAACGAAUCAACAAGAUCCAACAAUUUUCACAA